AUGUUGAUCAACCUGCUCCACCAGUUCUUGUUGAAGUACCUGCUAAAGCCUAUUGAACAUGCUGAUCAUCCUUCAUCUAUGGACAUGUGUGCAAUCUCAAUUGACGAGCUUGUUGAUUCCAGGGGUUUAGGGAAAAUAGAAAAAGCGUUUGUUUCGCUUCUUGACGAAGUAUGCGCAAAGCAUCCCUCAGUUAUUGAAUGCCAGAAGAAGAGAAGUCCAAGGUUUAGCGAAUGGGCAUUCACGGCUUUGGUGGGAAGAGUUCUGCAUUUUCUCAAGACUAAAAAAGAGAGAGAUAUGGAUGAAGAGGCUUGUAGCAAUCUUCAAAUCUUAUGGGAGGAACUUGAGACGUUUAAAUUUGAUUUAACUUGGCUGGAGCCACAUGUUCAAUCCGCCUUAAGUAUGAAAAAUUACAUGGAGAGAUCCGCUAAAGUGCAAAGUGUGAAGGAGAAUGUGGCUGCUCUGGAGAUGGAAAUGAAGAAGCUGAAGGCAAUGGUUGCUUCUGUUGAAGUUGAUCUUGAAAUGGCAAGAAGUGAAUUGGUGAAAGUUGAAGAAGGCUUUUAG
Arachis stenosperma is the source of this 561-nucleotide messenger RNA. RefSeq lists its product as uncharacterized. The coding region runs from base 1 to 561 and encodes 186 amino acids. The record is from RefSeq and is a predicted model, not a curated record. Lineage: Eukaryota; Viridiplantae; Streptophyta; Magnoliopsida; Fabales; Fabaceae. The transcript has a single exon.